AAGCUUUGGACGCCAGCGGCUCACACACUUACGCACACACACUCCUCCACUCGGAGCAAGACGCGGAACACUAACCCUCGUCCCUAAAACCCGGCCAAUCAUGCGACUACCGCCUUCCCGGGGAAGCUCUGCACGUUCCCCAGCCUCGCUUGGACCAUCACCUGGAAGCUAAGAAGCGAGUUUUCCCGAUUUAUUUCCGAGUUUAGCGCUCCUUCUUUCCAGUGUGUCUGCUAUUUUUUUGUCACCCGCAAGGGGGUGUGGCGUCUAUCCCAACCGGGAAGCUCGCUUUCAGCCUUUAUCGACACCGACGGAGGUAGCGAAACGUCGCCCGAGGCAAAUCGUCGUCCCGUGGGUCAUCUUCUCAUCCCCCACGAACACACGGAGGAGGUCGGAGGAGGGGAAGGAGGUUGGCCUCCUGGUGGAGGACGGGAGCUAAAAUCUGUCAACAGUAGACGGCGUGAAGAUGACGAUGUCCGUCCCGGAGAGGAAAUCGGGAUCGGAGGGAAAGGAGGAGGAGAGCGAGGAUGAGAGCGAGAUCCUGGAAGAAAGCCCUUGUGGAAGAUGGCAGAAGCGCAAAGAACAGGUGAGCCAAGGCAACGUCCCAGGUGUAGAAAGUGCCUCCCUUGCCAUGGACACAGAAGAAGGAGUGGAGGUGGUGUGGAACGAGGUGCUUUUCUCCGACAAGAAGGUCUUCAAAGCUCAGGAGGAGAAGAUCAAGGAGAUGUUUGAGAACCUAAUGCAGGUGGAGCACCCCAACAUUGUCAAGUUCCACAAGUACUGGCUUGAUAUGAAGGAAAGUCAGGCUCGGGUCAUCUUCAUCACCGAAUACAUGUCGUCGGGCAGCCUCAAGCAGUUUCUGAAGAAAACCAAAAAGAACCACAAGACCAUGAACGUAAAGGCCUGGAAAAGGUGGUGCACGCAGAUCCUCUCUGCCCUCAGUUACCUGCACUCGUGCGAUCCACCAAUCAUCCACGGCAACCUGACGUGCGACACCAUCUUCAUCCAGCACAACGGACUCAUCAAGAUCGGCUCAGUGUGGCAUCGGCUCUUUGUUAACGUUUUCCCAGACGCCAACGUCCAGGGAAAGGGGAGGCAACACCGUGGCGAGCAGAGGAAUCUUCAUUUUUUUGCACCAGAAUACGGCGCCGGCGAAGAUGAUUAUGCCAUCGACAUCUUCUCCUUUGGCAUCUGCGCUCUGGAGAUGGCAGUGUUGGAGAUCCAGGCUAACGGAGAUGUGGCCGUCUCCAAGGAGGCCAUCGUCAACGCGGGCCAAUCCCUGGAGGACCCUCUUAUGAGAGAGUUUACGCAGUCGUGUUUGCACCCCGACGCCAAGCUCCGUCCGACCGCCCACGACCUCCUCUUCCACCGCGUCCUGUUUGAGGUGCACUCCCUUAAACUGUUGGCCGCCCACUGCCUCAUCAGCAACCAGUACUUGCUUCCUGAGAACUGCGUGGAAGAGAGGACCAAGUCCUUCGACCCGAACGCCGUCAUGGCCGAGAUUAAGCAUGAAGACAGGCUCGGUGUUCAACUAAAGUACUCCCACGUGUCCCCUUUGGAGCUGGACAAGUUUCUGGAGGACGUCAAGAACGGGAUUUACCCCUUGAUGAACUUCGCCUCGUCCCGGCCCCACCCCGUCCCCCGCGCCCUCUCCUUGUCUCAGGAGCAGGUGGAGACGGUCAAGACGCCCACGCCGGAGCCGCAGGAGACCGAGAGCAGGAAGGUCAUCCAGAUGCACUGCAACUUGGAGUCAAAUGAGGAAGGGACCAAAACUCAUGUGAGUCACGUUGUACAGCAGCUUUCUUUAUUUCUGAAGAUGGACGACAAACUUCACCGCCAGCUUAGCUGUGACAUCCUCCCCACCGACACAUCCAAAGACCUCGCCAGCGAACUAGUUCACUACGCCUUCAUAAAUGAGGAGGACAUUGAGAAGGUGGCCGGGUUCCUGGAGGACGCUAUCAAGCGACACUGGCUACGAGCUCUGGCUUCUGGGAGCAUGCAGUGAGAGGAAGUCACGGUAGCUCCAGGACGGACGGCAAUCAGGGCCUUUGAGGGGCCUUUUACGGCGGCCGACAGCUGGAAACAGAGGAAGCGGCAGCAACACUGAGGGAUGUGAAGAAACCCAAAGGAGGCUCAAGGAAGACGUCACGGCGACCGGCAAAGAAGGGAACAGGAGGACCGGGCGUGACGGUUGCGUUGGGAUCGAUUCCCUCCGAAGGGCGCGUUUGCCUUUAAACGUGUCAGUUCCGUGCCGGAUGCCGACAUUCUCAACAUCCAGCCAUCUUGUUGUCAAACGAAUGUUUUAGUACGCGCCAUCUUUGCACUCCAGUGUCCACCAUGGCCAAUCUCCCUUUUUUUUAAGUACUCCAUCCAUCAUGCGCUGUUAACAUUCAUUCACCGUGGACUUAUUUAUUAUCGCGAAGCAACGCACAAGGUUGUCAUGUCGAUUUGCGCUCGCUGCAUUUCCUUUUAGCCUGCAGUGCUCUUAAGGGCUUUUCCCCUCUAAAAUUGUUUUCAGUGCCAAAGAAUUGUUGCAAAGUGCCUGAUAUGGCAACUAAACAUGAACAUUUUAAGACUAAUAAACGAAUUGGGAAAGGAUAACAUUGAAGUGCAUCUUAAAAAAAAAAAAGGUAGACCUCAAUUCACGACUCCCCGCUAAUCCAACAAUAAUUGACACUGUGACUAAAAAGGUCUAAAAUUGCCGAUAGAUGCCACAAGAUGGUGGAAAAGCACAACUUUUCUAUUUGACAUGGCUAAGAGCUCCUCCCCUGAUGUGAAUGUGCAAAUGAACUUCAACUUGCCUCCUGUGCGUUGGAUGUAAAUAUCAUUUGGAGUCAUUGACACUUAAAAUCAUGAUGACUUGCUCACCAGUGUAAUUCUUUUGCUUUAUUUUUCUGUUGCCCUGUUUGUUUUGUCUUGAUUUCAUUGAGAAAUGAUAAUCUGUCCAAAUUUUUAUUCAGUUUUUUUGUAGUAGUUGAAUCAGUACAGUACUGCUAUGAUAUGCAUAAUAUUUACAUAUUAUUAAUAUUGGAGCCCACUUGCAUUCAUUGUUUCUUCUUCCAACAAACAAAUUGUGUCCUGAAUAUGUUUAUUUGAUGUCCCCUCAAAACUAUUUCUAUAGUGAAUACUUGGAAAGUUAGGAAGAAAAAAAAACAUCAGUUACAUCAAUUAACAUCAAUUUUGGUGGACAACACACAAAAAAAGUCUCAGUGACCAAAUUAAACAGGAAGUUGUCAAUUUUAGUUUGAAGUAGCCAUUUCAGAUGAACUUCGAUGUGAAAGGGGCCUGGUUGAAAAAAAAAUUUGCCCCUAACACCAGUUUUAUCCAUCGACAUGAAAUUUGGUGAAGAUAUGGUUGUAAAUUGUCUCCACUGGUUUUGUCUUUGUUCUGUCAAUUCCAAAUUUAAUAACAGACUGUACAGUGACUGUUUUGAGUUUUACUUUGCCUAUCGCUGCAGAUGGGAACCCAGAAUCUUCCCGAACCUUCCAUACAGGCUGUGCAGUAUACUAUUUCUAUGUGGCUUAUAGUUUACGAAGGAUCGUACUCCAAUGUGAAAGCUCUUGCUCUUCUACCACCUUGUAAGCUGCAUGUUUGCAUACAUGGUACAAUAAUAAUAGAAGAAAACCAUUCACAUUGGUCUUAUCAGACAAGACUGUUGAAUGAAACUUGCCUUUGGAUGUGCUCUACUUAAUUAAGCAUUUGUAAUAUAUUGUAGCAAUGGCAGAUAAAUAAACUUGUGACAUGUUCAGUGA
This is a messenger RNA of Syngnathus acus (greater pipefish), 3749 nucleotides long. RefSeq names its product nuclear receptor-binding protein 2-like. Gene Ontology annotation, molecular function: protein serine/threonine kinase activity; ATP binding. The record is from RefSeq and is a predicted model, not a curated record. Bases 464 to 2002 code for a protein of 512 amino acids. Lineage: Eukaryota; Metazoa; Chordata; Actinopteri; Syngnathiformes; Syngnathidae. Gene Ontology annotation, cellular component: endomembrane system; cytoplasm. Gene Ontology annotation, biological process: protein phosphorylation; intracellular signal transduction; endoplasmic reticulum to Golgi vesicle-mediated transport. The transcript has 18 exons.